AUGAGCCCGUGGCAGCAGCGCCCGCCCAACGGCAGCGCGGCCGGCGGGCCGGGCCCGCGGGGCAACGGCACGGGCCGGGCGGAGCGCGGCAGCGCCGUGUCCGUGGCCAUCCCGCUGACCAUGAUGCUGACGGGCGUCGCGGGCAACGCGCUGGCCAUGCUGCUCGUGUCCCGCAGCUACCGCGCCAAGGGCAGCCGCAGGAAGCGCUCCUUCCUGCUGUGCAUCGGCUCCCUGGCGCUCACCGACAUGCUGGGCCAGCUGCUCACCAGCCCCGUCGUCAUCUCCGUGUACCUGUCUGGCCGGCCCUGGGCGGCCAUGGACCCCUCGGGCCGCCUCUGCGACUUCUUCGGCUUCAGCAUGACGGUGUUCGGGCUGUGCCCGCUGCUGAUCGCCAGCGCCAUGGCCGUGGAGCGGGCGCUGGCCAUCCGCGCCCCGCACUGGUACGCCAGCCACAUGAGCCCGCGGGCCACCGAGCGCGGCCUGGCCGCCAUCUGGGCCGCCGGCGUGGCCUUCGCGCUGCUGCCGCUGGCCGGGCUGGGCCGCUACGCGCUGCAGUGGCCCGGCACCUGGUGCUUCAUCAGCACGGCCGGCGGCAGCGCCUUCGCCGCCGCCUUCGCCGCGCUGGGGCUGCUGUCCCUCGUGGUGACCGGCGCCUGCAACCUGGCCACCAUCGAGGCGCUGGUGUCGCGCUGCCGAGCCAAGGCCGGCGCGCCUCAGCCCGGCUCGCGCUGGGGCCGCAUCGCCACCGAGACGCUGCUGCAGCUGCUGGGCAUCAUGUGCGUGCUCUCGGCCUGCUGGGCACCGCUGCUGGUGACCAUGCUGCAGAUGGUGUCGGAGCCCCCGGCCGGGCCGUGCCGGGGCUGGCAGCGCUGGGAGCCGCGCAGGGAGUGCAACCUGCCGCUGACGGCCGUGCGCCUGGCCUCGCUCAACCAGAUCCUGGACCCCUGGGUGUACCUGCUGCUGCGCCGCAUCCUGCUGCGCAAGUGCCGCCAGGCCGCCAGCGCCGUGUCACACUGCCCCAACGGCGCCGAGUGCAGGGACAGCCACACGGACAGGGCCCUCACCCUGUCCCGCGACACCCGCCGCACCGCCGCCUGACGGGUGCUCACAACGGCCUGGGGACACCACUGCGGCCUGGGGACACCACAGCGGCCUGGGGGACAUCCCACUGCGGCCUGGGGGACAUCCCACAGCGGCCUGGGGACACCACUGCGGCCUGGGGGACAUCCCACAAUGGCCUGGGUGACAGUGCACUGCAGCCUGGGGACACCACUGCGGCCUGCGGGACAUCCCACUGCGGCCUGGGGACACCACUGCGGCCUGGGGACACUACAGUGGCCUGGGGACACCACUGCGGCCUGGGGGACAUCCCACAGCGGCCUGGGGACACCACUGCGGCCUGGGGACACCACAGCGGCCUGGGGGACAUCCCACAAUGGCCUGGGUGACAGUGCACUGCAGCCUGGGGGACAUCCCACAGCGGCCUGAUGAAUGCUGCACAAUGGCCUGGGGACACCACAGCGGCCUAGGGGACAUUGCAGUGGCCUGGGGGACAUCCCACAAUUGCCUGGGGACACCACAGUGGCCUGGGGGACACUACAGUGGCUCUGCAGUGGCCUAAGGGACACUGCACCGUGGCCUGAGGGACAUCCCACAAUGGCUUGAAGGGACACUCCACUGCAGCCUGAGGGAACAUUCCCACAAUGGCCUGAGGGACACUGCACAGCAGCCUGGGGGACACUCCAUAAUGACCUGAGGGACAUCCCACAAUGGCCUGGGAGGACAUCUCACUGUGGCCUGAGGAAAAUGUGCUGAGGGGACAUUCCCACAGCUCCAGGAUCCGCAGCUGCCUGGAAACCCUCCUGGGAAUCUGCUCCAUGCUGGCACCCCAUCAUGGUGUCGCUGCUUGGACCCAGAGUGCCAAAUUCUUCCUGCAGGGUGCCAAAAGUGCUGGGAUACAGCAGGACAGGACACUCCCUCUGUGGUCACUGGUGGCUGAGCUGCACAACGGGAUGGGGACAUCCCAUGGUCCCUGCAGAACGAGAUAAGGACAUUCCACAGUCACUGCAGACAGCAUGAGGACAUCCCACGGUCACUGCCACUCCUGGCUGAGCUGCAGAAUGGGAUGAGGACAUUCCCUGGUCACUGCAGACAGGAUGAGGAUAUUCCAUGGCCACUGCCACUCGCAGCUGAGAUGCACAGUGGGAAGUCUUGUGGGCCUGAAGAAGAGCCUGAGGGGACUUCUCUUGCUUUAAGGUGGAAAAAAUUUCUUUCCUGACAACCAACAGAUUCUAGAGAUGGAAUUACUGAGGGGACUCACUCCUGAGAAUGUUUAACACUGACAUCUUCAGAGAGUCCUUCCUCCUCCUUUCUGGAGGGGCAAAAGGAGACAGGGAGAAAAACCACAAGGAAUAAGGAAAAAAAAAUGAAAUUUGAUUGGAUUUCAGUGUCUUAAAGCUGAGCAGGGGUGGUGGCAGUGAUGGAACACCCAUGCCUUCCAGGAACUGAAGGCAGCACGAGUCUCCUGAGUCACAGACGUGUCCUGAUAAACUCUCGCCCGUCCCUGUGGCAGCUGAGAGAGCUUGAGGAGGAUUAGCAAGGGGCAAGGGGAGAAACCCCAGAUACAUCCCUGUGGAAUGCCCAGACAGGCUGGCAUUGCUGGAAUUGCUGCUUGCACAGCACCCUCAGAGCUGCUGGGGCAGAGGGAGAGGGGCUGGAGCAGGCACUGCUGCUCAUUCCCCUGGAUCAGUGGCAGGGGCACCAGCAGCACAAAGCUGUGUGAGGAAUGGGGAUGGCACUGUGAUCCUGCAGUGCCCCACAGAGUGCCCAGAACAGCACCCAAAGAGUUCAGCUCCUCCAGAAACACAAAUGUGGCAGCUCAGGCAGGUUUUAAACUGCGGCACACUGGAAGCAGGGGGUGGGAGUGUGUGAAUUUGUCAGGUCUUUUCCCAAAGAAACUUCCAUGGUUUAGUUACAAACUCAGUUCCAAUCCAUUUGUGCCACAUCUGAAGAUUUUUUAAAAAAAAAAAAGCUGUGUCUUAAUGCAUUUUCUUCACCCUUUUGGAGCUGACAGCCUCCCAUGUCUCCUGUUUUGUGGCCUUUGGGGUGAAGUUAAAUGCAAAUACAAUAAAAUACAGCUGAUAUUCCAUGUGCCAGGCACUGUGGAAUUCAGGGGUCUUACAGGCAAAUGAAGUCCUGAAUCUGUGAGGAAUUUCUUGCACAAAACUUUAUUUUACUCUAUUUAAUUUGUUUAUAAAAGUAACUCCUCAGUGAAGAAUCUGUGCCAUCAUCUUUGUUCUGCAUUGUCCGAUUCCUGUCCACAUAAAUCUGAUUUUAUCCAGGUGA
Messenger RNA from Melospiza melodia melodia, 3345 nucleotides. It is a transcript of the gene PTGER3, whose product is annotated as prostaglandin E receptor 3. The coding region runs from base 1 to 1098 and encodes 365 amino acids. Gene Ontology annotation, cellular component: plasma membrane. Gene Ontology annotation, molecular function: metal ion binding; prostaglandin E receptor activity. Gene Ontology annotation, biological process: positive regulation of cytosolic calcium ion concentration; negative regulation of gastric acid secretion; inflammatory response. The record is from RefSeq and is a predicted model, not a curated record. NCBI's taxonomy places the organism in Eukaryota, Metazoa, Chordata, Aves, Passeriformes, Passerellidae. The transcript is spliced from 2 exons.